This is a messenger RNA of Rangifer tarandus platyrhynchus (Svalbard reindeer), 309 nucleotides long. NCBI's taxonomy places the organism in Eukaryota, Metazoa, Chordata, Mammalia, Artiodactyla, Cervidae. The record is from the annotation of a GenBank genome assembly.
AUGGGAGUGGGCGCGCCUGCCCGUGGGAGAGCCCUACAGGAGAACAAGGAGCUAGCGCCGGCCAAGCGCGCCGGGACGCCCCAGGAUCUGCGCGCAGGCGGACCCCUUCCCGCCGCUGGCGCGGUGCGACAGUACACGACGGCGGUCCAGGGCCCGGACGCCAAGGCGGAGGCAGCGCAGACCAAAGGACCUUGUGGCAGUUGCGGCCGAGGCAGCGCCCAGCGACUGGAAACGAACAAGGUCCCUGAGAUUGCAGUGGCCUACACUCCCAGACAUGCCCAUUACUGCUCUAGUAGCAGCCCCAAGUAG